UUCCCUGCAAACAAGCAACAUGGCUGCCGAGGAUCUACCGUCUGAAUUUGACGUCGUCAUUCUGGGCACAGGGCUCGUGGAGUCGGUGGUGGCUGCUGCCUGUUCCAGGGUCGGUCAGCGAGUUCUUCAUGUCGACAGGAGGAGUUACUACGCAGCCAACUGGGCCAGCUUCACCUUCAACAGCCUGCUCACCUGGAUCCAGCAGCACCAGGAGGAGUCUCAGUCCGAGCCGGUCCAGGAUUGGUCCAGCCUGGUGGAGGAAGGGGAAGAGCUGAUCUAUCUGUGUAACUCUGACUCCGCCUCCGUCACUAACCUGCAGGUUUUCUGUUACACCAGUGAAGAAGACGAGGAGGAGGAGGAGGAAGCUCCUGAUCCUCCAGACACCACAGAAGAAGAAGAAGAAGCUGAGGACGCUGUUAAAGAAACAGAGACAGGAUCUACAGGUUUACAGGACAAAGAAAGGAAAGAGGAAGUAGCUGAAGGAGAAGAGGAAGAACAGGCUGCUCAGACUGUUGGGGAGGAGCCAGAGACAGCUCAGUCCCGCCUCUCUGUCCCUCAAUGCCAGUCAGAGCCAAUGAGGAAGAAGAUCAGCUACGCUCAGCUGGUGAAGGAAGGACGCAGGUUCAACAUCGACCUUGUCUCCAAGUUGAUGUAUUCUCGCGGCUCAUUGGUUGAUCUGCUCAUCAAGUCGAACGUCAGUCGUUAUGCAGAGUUCAAGAAUGUCAGUAGGAUACUGACCUAUCGCCAUGACAACGUGGAACAGGUGCCCUGUAGUAGAGCUGAUGUGUUUGCGAGUCGUCAGCUUUCUGUGGUAGAAAAGAGGAAGUUGAUGCGUUUCCUCACUUCCUGUGUUGAGGACACUGAGGAGCAGCAAGCUUACAACGGUCGGCCAUAUUUGGAGUUCUUGCGUGACCAGCAGCUUGGAGACAACCUGCAACACUUCCUUGUCCACUCUAUUGCAAUGGUGACAGAGGACACACCCACAGAGGCGGGGCUUGCUUCCACACGCCACUUCUUGCGCUGCCUGGGUCGCUACGGCAACACGCCUUUCCUGUUUCCUGUCUAUGGCCUUGGAGAGAUACCGCAGUGUUUCUGUAGGAUGUGUGCUGUGUUUGGAGGAAUCUACUGUUUGAGACACUCGGUCCAUUGUGUGAUCGUCGACCAGGAGUCCAACAGGUGCAAGGCGGUGAUUGACAUCAGAGGACAGCGAAUCAGCUGCAGCCACUUUGUGGUGGAGGACGGCUAUGUGGCCGCGGAGAGGAAGAAGGUGGCCACGCCCACCAGGUUCAUCAGCAGAGCCGUCCUGAUCACUGACGGAUCCGUCCUGCCCACUGACUCUGAGCAGCAGGUUUCCAUGGUUACGCUUCCUCCAAUAGCAGCGGGGAGUCCGUCGGUGAAGAUGGUGGAGCUCUGUCCGUCCACCAUGACGUGUCCCCCAGGAACCUAUCUGGUCCACCUCACUUGUCAAUCAACUGGCUCCGCCUACCAGGACCUGUCUCCACUGGUAACCAGAAUGUUCCACAUACCAGAGUCACAUGACCAAGGCAAGCGUCCGUCUGUCCUCUGGUGUCUGUACUUCAACAUGGUGGACGGGUCGGUGGUCGAUUGUCACAACCUUCCAUCAAACGUGCACGUGUGUUCUGGACCAGAUGGAGAGCUGGGCCACGAACACGCCAUCACACAGGCGGAGUCGAUCUUCCGGAAGAUUCUCCCUCAGGAGGAAUUCUGUCCUCCAGCUCCGAACCCUGAAGACAUCAUCUACGACGCAGACACCGCGGAGGGGGACGUCCUCAGCCGUCUAACUGAGGAGUAAUGACUUCAUAUUUAUCCAAAAGCUCCUUCAGUGCAUUGUGGGUAAAAGUUGCCUUCAUGUUUUACUUCUCUGCUUUCUGUCAUUUAAAACUCAAUAAAGUUUAACUGAGCAAACAUUA
Molecule: messenger RNA, 1931 nt
Organism: Platichthys flesus (European flounder)
Lineage: Eukaryota; Metazoa; Chordata; Actinopteri; Pleuronectiformes; Pleuronectidae
Gene: chm
Product: CHM Rab escort protein
Exons: 17
Coding region: 20-1813 (597 amino acids)
Biological process (GO): intracellular protein transport; vesicle-mediated transport; protein geranylgeranylation
Cellular component (GO): nucleus; Rab-protein geranylgeranyltransferase complex; cytoplasm
Molecular function (GO): GDP-dissociation inhibitor activity
Source: RefSeq, a predicted model, not a curated record